Messenger RNA from Cutaneotrichosporon oleaginosum, 1129 nucleotides. RefSeq lists its product as uncharacterized. The record is from RefSeq and is a predicted model, not a curated record. Lineage: Eukaryota; Fungi; Basidiomycota; Tremellomycetes; Trichosporonales; Trichosporonaceae.
UGAGCCAGCGUCUCUCGUCAAGUCUGUUGCAAGCAUCCCCUCAUAGCCUCCCUGCAUCCAUCAUCCACUUCCAUCACCUCAUACAACCCGCCACAUUCACCCACCGCGUGACACCUGUUCGCCACACGAUCCUACUCUCACCAUACGGCCAGUUCUCAACCCACCUACCCCCAUGGGCGACUUUCUCAUCCUGGCUUACAUCACGAUUUCCGAAACAGCCCAAAUGGUCGCGGUGCAGGCCGCACUCACCCCGUUGCUCCUCUUCAUGAGCGUCGGCAAGAUCAGCCUCAGCCUCGCGCUGCGCCUCGGCGGCUUUAUAUUCGCCACCGCCCGGAUCGUCUCAGUCUGCAACGAGACGCUCGAAGCAGCCAAAACGGCGCACACCCUCUGCUUCUACUCUCGGAAGCGCAACCUGCUGCUGUACGACAAUCUCCCCGUGCUGCUGUGGGCGUGGGUCGUCGCCCUCCUGCAAGUCCUGCACCUCUGGCUCCUGCGCACGCCCCACUGGUCCCAUCUCCCGCUAUACAUCCUGACGCUGCGCUCGCUCGCACUCGUCUUCGCGACCACGCGCCGCCUCUACCCCCUCCUCCCGCCCGGCUUCCGGCUCGACCACGCCCGGUGGACGUACCUCGGCGAACGCCGUCCGCGGGCCCUCCGCCGCGUCGGCGCAACCCACUUCCUCCUCUGGAUCCAAGUACUGUACUUGCGCGCCCACGGCGUCGAGCCCGAGCAGUGGGUGCGCGCGAACCGCCCCGAGUGCCCGUACGCCAUCAAGACGCGCAUGCGGGCGCUGCGCGCGCUCGAGGAGACGCGGAAGGCGCAGGCGCGCAGCGACGCGUGGGACCGCGAGUGGCAUCGCCGGUGGGACGCAGAGCGGCCGGCGCGCGAGGCCCUGUUCGCGGAUACCGCGUGGCGCGAGCGGCGGCGCGCGCAGGCCGCGGCGGACGCCGCGUUGGUCGGCCCCGAGGCCGCCAAGCGGCGCACGGAGCGCGCGUUCGAGUACCGCCGUAAAUGGGAGGCGGGGACUGAUGCCGUUACGGUCGGCUACAUGUUUUGCUAGGCGGGGGUUGUCAGCAAGCAGCAUUUGUAUUAGGUUGUGUGAGGAAUUUCUAGGAGUGGGGCAUCGUAC